Penicillium salamii is the source of this 1482-nucleotide messenger RNA. The record is from the annotation of a GenBank genome assembly. NCBI's taxonomy places the organism in Eukaryota, Fungi, Ascomycota, Eurotiomycetes, Eurotiales, Aspergillaceae.
AUGAACAGACUUGUGUCGCCGAAAUGCCUCAGAUGCCCGACCUUUCAGGCAGGCAAAUGUUCUGCGGCUACUAAGCGACCACUGAAGACAGACGCAACGCCGCUCACUCGCAAGGACAAACAAGAGGGUGAUAUUUCGUCUGUUUUUUCUACCUUCUCCGGCAGAAAGAGCCCACCGCUGCCAGACCGGUUCCGAGAUCUGAAGCGAAACUUGACUGCUGGCUUUGAAGAGGAGAUUCAAAAGUCAUGGGAUGAACUUGUUGAAGUUCUGAAGGUCCGGACUGAAGAGGUUGCUACCAAGCGAGAAUCUAUUAUUCCUCGACUCAACUUUGCGGAUAUUCAAGCCGGCAAUGUAUCAGCCGCGAACAAAGAAGCAAUUCGACGGACUGGUGUUGCUGUCAUCAGGGGUGUCGUACCACAGAAAAACGCUGAAGCGCUCCUCGCUGAUGUUCGAAAAUACUUCGAGAGACAUCCCUUCAAAGGCUUCCCAGCCGAUGCAGCCAAUAAGGUCAUUUACGAAUCGUACUGGAGUCCCUCUCAGGUAAAGGCACGCUCGCAUCCAAACAUGCUUGCCACGCAAUCUUGGAUGAACCAAUUUUAUUCUGCGGCUCCAGAUCAAAAGAUUGACCUGUCGGUUCCAUUGACCUACUGUGACCGUGUCCAGAUCCGGCCACCCGGAGAUACUCAUUUUGGACUUCCCCCUCACGUUGAUGGCGGAGGAGUUGAGCGAUGGGAGGAUCCGGCUUACAACCAUGUGUACCGCAAAAUUUUCCAAGGAAAGUGGAAAGAAUAUGACCCAUGGGAUUUGACUGGUCGUCUAGAUGCCAACAUGAACAUGUAUGAAGCCCCAGGAGGGUGCUCUGUUUUCAGAGCUUUCCAGAGCUGGCUCGGUCUGUCUCGACAUGGACCCCAGGAAGGUACUCUCGUCGUCCAUCCCAUCCUACAACCAACCACUGCCUACUGGAUGCUUCGGCCUUUCUUCAAGCCUACGCGCAAGGGGUCUCUUGAUGGAUGGAAAUUCUCUUUUGAUGAUGAGGAGGGACAGAAUUAUCUACACGGUGCUAAUCCAGGAACGGCCCAAGAACAUACACCUGACCAUCAUCCUCACCUCAGACUCCAGGAUACCAUGAUUCCAUAUCCUACAGUUGAGCCAGGUGACACAGUGUUCUGGAGUGCGGAUACUAUUCAUGGCACAGAGACUGUCAACGCUGGAGACAACGAUGCCUGUGUGUUCUAUAUUCCAUCUGUCCCAUUGACCCCAAACAAUGCGCAAUACAUCGCCCAACAACGUGAUGCCUUUCUAAAGGGUGUUCCACCUCCCGACUUCCCCGGUGGUCUGGGUGAGACUGGCUUCCCCGACAGAGCAAAUGUUAAGGAUAUUCAAUCGGAGGCCGGAAGAGUGGCAAUGGGUCUUGAUCCAGUCAAUUUGAAGGGAAGAAACAACAACCUUGAGAAGGAGAUCAACGAUAUCUUGUUUCCAUGA